AACUAUCGAUUUCCGAAUUGUUUACAUGCCCGAUUCGUCGUCGCUUCGAGAUUCCCUUAAUCUUUAUCUGGCUAAUCAGCUCCAAGUCACGUUGUCAGCGAGAUGGCCCUCUCGAUCUUCAAAGACCUGCCGCCGGAGCAUCCGCGCCAUCUGAUUCCCUCGCUAUGCAGGCAGUUCUACCACCUGGGCUGGGUCACCGGCACAGGCGGUGGCAUGAGCAUCAAGCACAACGAUGAGAUCUACAUAGCACCGUCGGGCGUCCAGAAGGAGCGCAUGCAGCCGGAGGACCUGUUCGUGCAGGACAUCGCCGGCAAGGACCUGCAGCUGCCGCCGGAGAUCAGGGGCUUGAAGAAGAGCCAGUGCACGCCGCUCUUCAUGCUGGCCUACCAGCACCGCGGGGCGGGCGCCGUCAUCCACACCCACUCGCAGCACGCCGUGAUGGCCACGCUCCUGUGGCCGGGCAAAACCUUCCGCUGCACCCACUUGGAGAUGAUCAAGGGCGUGUACGACGAGGCGGACAAGCGAUACCUGCGCUACGACGAGCAACUGGUCGUCCCCAUCAUAGAGAAUACACCCUUUGAACGCGACCUCGCCGACAGCAUGUACGCCGCCAUGAUGGAGUAUCCCGGCUGCAGUGCCAUCCUGGUGCGCCGACAUGGCGUCUACGUUUGGGGACAGAACUGGGAGAAGGCCAAGACCAUGUCGGAAUGCUACGACUAUCUCUUCUCCAUCGCCGUGGAGAUGAAAAAGGCCGGACUGGAUCCGGAGAAGUUCGAGAGCUCCUAGGGAACUGGAGAUGAUUAACCCUAUAUAAGCCCUGUGCUGCAUUUGUUAUCAGGCAUUUUCUGACCCAUAGUGCUGAAAAAUGUAUGCGAUAAUACACUUUAAUUGGAUAAUAUUAAAAAGUUUAUGUGUAAUGUAUAUAAUACAAAAACCUUAUACAAAUCCCUGGUUUAGAAAGCAUAAUUAUUCGAGGAUACCAUUCGGAUUCAGAAAUAUAUUCAUUUCAGUUGAA
Messenger RNA from Drosophila biarmipes, 1015 nucleotides. RefSeq names its product probable methylthioribulose-1-phosphate dehydratase. The coding region runs from base 103 to 786 and encodes 227 amino acids. Lineage: Eukaryota; Metazoa; Arthropoda; Insecta; Diptera; Drosophilidae. Gene Ontology annotation, cellular component: cytoplasm. The transcript is spliced from 3 exons. The record is from RefSeq and is a predicted model, not a curated record. Gene Ontology annotation, molecular function: metal ion binding; methylthioribulose 1-phosphate dehydratase activity.